UAUGCGUCUACCACGUGGAGUUCGAGGCCGAGGUCGGGCCCGGGGCCGGGGUGUGCUUCAGGACGAGUCUGAGGCUGCUGAGGUUAUGCGUCCACUGCCUCGAGUUCGAACUCGAGGAGGCCGAGAUCAGGGCCGGAGCCGGAGCCGGGGCCAGGCCGAAGUGCAUUGUCAGGAAGAGGAACAUGCUUUUGUCGAUGACAUACCUUUGGGUGAGGUUAUGCGUUCACUGCCUCGAAUUAGAACUCGAGGAGGCAGAGGUCGGGGCCGGGGCCGGGGCAAGGCCAAAGUGCCUCGUCAGCAAGAGCAAGAUGCUGUCUUAGAGGACACACAUGAGGAUGAGGUUAUAGCACCGACAGAGGAACCGGUAUACUUUUUCCAAUUUCUUAAUUGCUUUCAAUUGUUUGUUUUAAAUCUUUAUUUGUUUUAUGAACAAUAAUAUGUAUUGUAUGGUGUUGCUCCAUACGUGUAGGUUAUAGAACAGCCACAGGA
Rhododendron vialii is the source of this 489-nucleotide messenger RNA. RefSeq lists its product as uncharacterized. The coding region runs from base 2 to 436 and encodes 144 amino acids. The transcript has 4 exons. The record is from RefSeq and is a predicted model, not a curated record. NCBI's taxonomy places the organism in Eukaryota, Viridiplantae, Streptophyta, Magnoliopsida, Ericales, Ericaceae.